AUGGUGUCAUUGCUGCCAGCAAUGCCGCUGGUCGGCGCCGCCCCCCCACGGCCAGCCAGCCAAAACAUGCGGGGGGGGGGGCCGCCAGCAGCUAUUGAUAAUUUAGCUGCAGCCUGGGCGAAGAAAACGAAACGAGGCGACAGGUUGAGGAACGGCCACAUGGCACAUGGUUGGGCGCCGCUGCAUGUCAGAAACGGGGCCAACCGAACGGCUUUUCUGUCAUCUGUACGGAUUACGGAUUACAGUUUAGGGGGCCCUGAUGACGCUGCCGUCGGCCUCCGUCUCCGUCGAGAGUGCAAUCAUGAGGCUUAUCCUCAAGUCGCGGUAGGGGAGCGUGCGUUUUUUUUUUCCUUGUUGCAAGGAAUCAAAGGGGAGAAAAACGCACCGACCGGUCGGCAGUUUACAAACAUGGUCCAAAAAGGGUCUAAUUGGACCGAGCCGGCUUACUCGAGCCGCAUGGAAAUAAGCCUGCAGCCCUCUUUCAUCAUCAUCCUGCUCGGCCUAUCCCGCACGAACAGAGUUUCUGAUGCUUGUAUCAGUCUUCAAUCACUUGACCUGUUCAUCAAUGCAAACAUGUAA
Molecule: messenger RNA, 579 nt
Organism: Beauveria bassiana ARSEF 2860
Lineage: Eukaryota; Fungi; Ascomycota; Sordariomycetes; Hypocreales; Cordycipitaceae
Exons: 5
Coding region: 1-579 (192 amino acids)
Source: RefSeq, a predicted model, not a curated record